Molecule: messenger RNA, 894 nt
Organism: Zasmidium cellare ATCC 36951
Lineage: Eukaryota; Fungi; Ascomycota; Dothideomycetes; Mycosphaerellales; Mycosphaerellaceae
Exons: 1
Coding region: 1-894 (297 amino acids)
Cellular component (GO): cytoplasm
Molecular function (GO): phosphoadenylyl-sulfate reductase (thioredoxin) activity
Source: RefSeq, a predicted model, not a curated record
AUGUCCUACCGCCAACGGUCCAACUCCACGGACCGCGAGUCUGGCUAUGCCAGUGGUAGCAGCACUGCCUCUCUCGCCGAAGUGUACUUCACGCGCCCUCAUCUCAAACACAUCAACUCGCAACUCGCCAAACUCUCGCCGCAAGAUGUCCUCAAAUGGUGCAUCACAUCUCUUCCCAACCUCUUCCAGACUUCCGCAUUCGGCCUGACGGGCCUCGCUGUCAUGGAUAUGAUCUCGAAACUCGACUUUCCGCUAAAGUCCGAUAUUGAAAUGAUCUUCUUGGACACCUUGUACCACUUCCCGCAGACGCUUGACUUGGUGCAGAGGGUCAAGGACAAGUACCCACACCUCAAGAUCCACACGUACAAGCCUGAGGGUUGCGAGACGACGGAGCAAUUCGAGGCGAAGCACGGCGAAAGGCUGUGGGAGAACAACGAGGAGUUGUACGACUAUGUUGCGAAGGUCGAGCCGGCACAGCGUGCGUAUCGAGAACUCGGCGUCCAGGCUGUCUUGACUGGUCGUCGUCGGACGCAGGGCGGCGCUCGGGGCUCGCUCGAUAUUGUUGAGAUUGACGACGCCGGCUUGAUCAAGGUGAACCCGCUUGCCAACUGGUCUUUCAAGGAUGUGCAGGCGUAUAUCCAAGAGAAUGAGGUCCCCACGAAUGACCUGCUCGACCAAGGAUACCGAUCUGUUGGUGACUGGCACUCGACCCAGCCAGUGACGGACAGCGAAGACGAGCGUGCCGGACGCUGGAAAGGUCGCCAGAAGACCGAGUGCGGUAUCCACAACAAGCGAAGCCGAUACGCUCAGUACUUGCAGGAGCAAGAAGAGAAGCGGCAACAGGAGUUGAGCGAGGCGAUCAACGCUGGGUUGAAUAUUGACUCGGCGGCGUAG